Messenger RNA from Paramuricea clavata, 795 nucleotides. Lineage: Eukaryota; Metazoa; Cnidaria; Anthozoa; Malacalcyonacea; Plexauridae. The record is from the annotation of a GenBank genome assembly.
UUAAAAGAGAAGUUGAUGUGAGUAAUGAAGAUGAUCUAAGAAUAAAAGAACAAGCUAUUUUGGAUCUAGGUUCACUAUUAGCAAAGAAUGGUCGUGCAGCAGGUAAGAUCAGUUUGCUUUUACAAAUCCUGAUGUCUUGAAUAGUUGAUCAAAUCCUGACAAAUUAGGCGUAAAAAAAACCCCUGUGGUUCCGGUUCCUGACCGACCCUAUUUUUUCUGCUGACCCUAUUAUUUUUUCAACGCGAUUGACCAUGCGACCCUAUUUUCUCUGGGUGGUUGUAGGCUACUGCCAAAAUGGCGUCUGUUGUCACACUAAUUAUUGAAAAAACCAUGAAAAAAUAUUCAAAAAAAAAUUAUUCGCGAUAUUAAACCAGAACCACAGACAUUUUUUUUAUGCCUUACCAUUAUCUGUUGCUGGCACUGGCUUUCACUUAUGAUUGGAAUGCAAUACAUAUGUACAGUACUUGUUAUUCUAUAAUAUUAAACCUAUAAAUGUAAAUAAUUAUAUAUGUACAUUCUCAUGCAAGAUCGGCGAGAGCCAACCACGGGCCGCGGGACAAAAUGACGAUUGGUGAACACAGGGCCCCUGUCCCUCUCAAUGACCUGUAUAGUUUUGUCAACUAAGUCAUUAGCUUAGGGUUGUGUUGAUAAUGUUAUUGAAUUAUUGCAGAACUUGAAGGUCUAGUGAAGUUUAUCCAACCAUUCAUGCUGCUAGUUUCCAAAGCAAAGGCUGCUAAGAUGGUCCGUGAACUACUGGAUCUUUUCCUUGAUAUGGAAGUAUCUACUGGUACAGAG